Moneuplotes crassus is the source of this 1281-nucleotide messenger RNA. NCBI's taxonomy places the organism in Eukaryota, Ciliophora, Spirotrichea, Euplotida, Euplotidae. The record is from the annotation of a GenBank genome assembly.
AUUUUAUUGCAAGAUGAAAAAUAAUCAAGUCUAUCGCACUCUUCCUUCAAGUAGCCAACAGAGGAAUGAUCGGAUGACUCAGAUAUUAGAGAAUUCUGAGUAUCGAAGCCCUGAGCUCCCCCCACAAAUAAUCGAAGUCUUACCUGAGUCAAGUUCAAUCAAAGAAAGAGAGAUGCCCAAUUAAAAUGAAGCGAAGAGAUGUCCAAAUAAAAUUCGGCCCUGGUCACCACAAAGAAAGGGAUCUCAAAGAUAUCUGGUACGCCCUAGAUUACCAAGACCGAAGGAUUAACAAGCUCAUUGACGAGAACCAGGAGUACAAAGACAGGCUUAAAUAUACUGAGAAAAGACUUGACGUCGAGAUAAAAGAUAUUAAGAAGCAAAUAUCAGGCCUUCAGAAUAAUAUGGAGUCCAUAAUCGACAUUGUGAAGGUAUUUCAGUCCCAGUUUGAACAACUCAAGAAGGCUACAAAGGCUAGAGCUACUAGUCCUGGCUCACCUAAGUUCUCCACUGGGGUAUCCACCAGAUCUAGUAAUAAGAAGCAAAUAAGUUUCAACACUAGAGUUAAAAAGAAGGUGAGGAAAUCUAAGCCUGCUGUUCAUCAGGCUGCUUUGACUGAUACUGAGAGUAAUAAAAUGCAUGAUUUACUCAAGAAGAACUGCCCGAAUUCGAAAACUAAGAAGAAUUUUUAUUCAAACAAGUCAAAAUCCAAAUCUAUCAGCUCAAGUGGACUUAAGAAUAAAUUCAAACCCAAUACUUUUAAAAAUCAAAGCGUGAGUAGAUCUCCUCACAGAGAUGACAGUCAUAGUACGACUUCAAGAAAUAAGAAGAAAUCAACGAUUGGUAGUGCGGAAAGAUGGAAAAGCCAAGCUUUGAAGAAUUCUGUAGAAACUUUAUCAAUCUCAUCAGAAAAACCCAAAGCAGCUUAUUUUAAGAAUACUCUCGAUUCUCACAAUAAGAUCAGGUCUGGGGGUACAAAAGCCACAAAACAUCCACAAAAAGCAACCCCAGUGCAGAAUGUUAAGUUGUACACGAGAGAAGACUCUUCAUCGACAAACGAAAUCGAAGAGCAGCUGCCCCAAAUGAUGAAGUUCUUCGACAGCAAAGUUCCUGGCAAUGUCAUGAAGUACAAGCUUGACUUAAGCGGUUCCAAAGUGAAGCCUCAAAAGCCGGCAAGAAUGACUUGGACCAAAUAGCCUGGAGGCUAUUUUGACCAUAAUAUUCCUUAAAAAGCUGGCAGCUUUUUCUGUAAAUAUUAUUCGUCCCAAUAAGUAUCUCCAUUAA